UGGCGCGGUUGGGUGGAAGCGGCGCAACCGAGCCUCUUACAGCGCCGUUGUGGCACCGGCGUGGCACCGAGCUCGCAGAGAGCGUCCAGUUCUCCUGAACCCAGUUGUGUUACUUCGCAGAUGAAUCUUUUGGCCAUGGAAAGCAUGCCUCAGACUCCUCCCUUUUCUGCAAUGUUUGACAGCAGUGGUUACAACCGGAACCUCUAUCAGUCUACAGAGGACAGCUGUGGAGGGUUGUAUUACCAUGACAACAACCUUCUCUCCGGCUCUCUGGAAGCACUAAUCCAGCAUUUGGUACCUAAUGUGGAUUACUACCCAGAUAGAACAUACAUAUUUACCUUCCUCCUGAGUUCGCGGUUAUUUAUGCAUCCCUAUGAACUAAUGGGCAAAGUUUGCCACUUAUGUGUGGAACACCAGAGGCUCAGUGAUCCUGAUGGUGAUAAGAACCAGAUGAGAAAAAUUGCACCUAAAAUUCUCCAACUCUUGACAGAAUGGACCGAAACAUUUCCUUAUGACUUUCGGGAUGAAAGAAUGAUGAGAAACUUAAAAGACCUGGCUCACAGAAUAGCCAGUGGCGAGGAGACGUACCGGAAGAAUGUCCAGCAGAUGAUGCAGUGUCUCAUCCGGAAACUUGCUGCUCUCAGUCAGUAUGAGGAAGUCUUGGCAAAGAUCAGCUCCACCUCCACAGAUCGGCUCACAGUCCUCAAGACCAAGCCACAGUCCAUCCAGAGGGACAUCAUCACUGUCUGCAGUGACCCGUACACGCUGGCCCAGCAGCUGACUCACAUAGAGCUGGAGCGGCUCAAUUACAUUGGGCCAGAAGAGUUUGUUCAGGCAUUUGUGCAGAAGGAUCCUUUGGACAAUGAUAAGAGUUGCUUCAGUGAGCGGAAGAAAACACGAAACCUGGAAGCCUAUGUGGAAUGGUUCAAUCGUCUAAGCUACUUGGUGGCUACAGAAAUCUGCAUGCCUGUCAAGAAGAAACAUCGAGCACGGAUGAUCGAGUACUUCAUUGAUGUGGCUCGAGAGUGUUUUAACAUUGGCAACUUUAAUUCCCUGAUGGCAAUAAUCUCUGGCAUGAAUAUGAGCCCAGUCUCACGGCUAAAGAAGACGUGGGCCAAGGUGAAGACUGCAAAGUUCGACAUCCUGGAGCAUCAAAUGGACCCUUCCAGCAAUUUCUAUAAUUAUCGGACAGCGCUUCGUGGGGCAGCCCAAAGGUCUUUAACUGCUCAUAGUAGCAGAGAGAAGAUUGUGAUCCCGUUCUUCAGUCUCUUAAUCAAAGACAUUUAUUUCCUCAACGAGGGCUGUGCCAACCGCCUUCCAAAUGGCCAUGUCAAUUUUGAGAAAUUUUGGGAACUGGCCAAACAAGUGAGUGAAUUUAUGACCUGGAAGCAGGUGGAGUGUCCAUUUGAGAGGGACCGGAAGAUCCUGCAGUACCUGCUCACCGUGCCGGUCUUCAGUGAAGAUGCUCUCUACUUGGCUUCUUACGAGAGUGAAGGACCUGAAAACCACAUAGAGAAAGACAGGUGGAAGUCUUUAAGGUCGAGCCUCUUGGGCAGAGUUUAACACAUGGGAGCUGCUGUUGCUGCAUCUGCUGCCUCCUACACAUCAUGCAAGGGCCAGCUUUUGUCUUCUGGCAUCUAGAGCUACAAUCAAUCAGGAGGACUCCGUGGGCCUCAGAACGCUCGGGUCUGGAAAGCAAGCAAGCUCACUCCAGAGCAGAUGGGGAGCCCAUUGCCCACAGCUGACAGAUUGACUCGGAUUUUUUUUUUUUUUUUUGUGAGACUGAAAUGUUCACUGAAGACACUUGAGAAAGAAUCCUCUAAAGAUCCAGGCGCUACACAUGAUUCAUCUCCUGGAAUUUCCAUGUGAAUCACAGCCCUGCACCGGAUGGAGUUUUCUUUUGUGUGUGUGUGUUUUUAUUUGGUUGAACCUUUGCUGCUAAUGGGACUUACCAGCUGAGCGCUGGUUCUUAGGAAGCCCAGGUUCCUUUGUUAAUUUAAAUGAAAAAGGGAGAGGAGGGAGGGGAAAACCCCCUCAUUUUGGGUCCCAGACUUGAGCUCCAGCAGCUUUGCUGGAGAGGGGACUACUGACCAGCUGACUGGAAGAGGACUUGGCUUUCCUUCAGUGUGCGCUGUGCUGUAAAUUCCUCUCCUCCCUUUUCCUAUGAGGUUUUGAGUUGGCUGCUGGUUAGCAAACUCCUUUUUAUCCAUAUAAGUUAUUUAAUAUAAUAAUGAAGCUCAACACUGUGGUAGGAAAAUAGCCACUGGGGGGAAAAAAAGCAGAGUUUGUGGUUGUCGAUCUCCUUCCCUUUCUAGGAGGACUUUUUCUGUUUGCUUUGCCCUUCUGAGCUGUUUACAACUGACCACCGUGUUUUACAGAUGUAUCUGUCAGGAUGUUUUUUGUUAUUAGGUUUUCCAUAGCACCUGAUUUUUUUUCUUGUAAAUUUAAAUACUCUGACUUUAAGGGUAUAGUCACAGUUUUUUUUUUUUAAACAGACUUAUCUUACAUACUUUUUGGAGUCAGUUGGUGGCUAAAUAUGGAAACAAAGAAUAAAUUGGAAAAGUUGCCUCCUCCCCAUAGCAGUGAACAAAACAGUGCAAAACCCAUUGCUGUUAACUCAGUGACUGAUCUAAUCGUGAAGUAGUUCACCUAUGUUAAACAUCUAAAUAGGUCUGUAGUGCUCUGCAAACAGCUGUCGUGCGUAUGUACUCUAGGAGAAACUGUAGAGUAGUAAUCUGUGCUGAUGAAAAAGCAAAACACCAUGUUCAAAACAGAUGUAUUUGCCAACUUCAUGACAUGGUACUAUGAGAAACAGAGCAUGUAUGUGAGCUGCGUGUCAUCCCAGCAGCCUACACCAGCUCCAUUUGCCCCUUUCCUGCCAUCAAUAUAUUUUAUACUCUGCG
This is a messenger RNA of Octodon degus (degu), 2903 nucleotides long. It is a transcript of the gene Rasgef1b, whose product is annotated as RasGEF domain family member 1B. Gene Ontology annotation, biological process: Ras protein signal transduction; positive regulation of GTPase activity. The record is from RefSeq and is a predicted model, not a curated record. Bases 121 to 1563 code for a protein of 480 amino acids. The transcript has 14 exons. NCBI's taxonomy places the organism in Eukaryota, Metazoa, Chordata, Mammalia, Rodentia, Octodontidae. Gene Ontology annotation, cellular component: plasma membrane. Gene Ontology annotation, molecular function: guanyl-nucleotide exchange factor activity.